Emiliania huxleyi CCMP1516 is the source of this 1088-nucleotide messenger RNA. RefSeq lists its product as hypothetical. The coding region runs from base 16 to 717 and encodes 233 amino acids. Lineage: Eukaryota; Haptophyta; Isochrysidales; Noelaerhabdaceae. The record is from RefSeq and is a predicted model, not a curated record. The transcript has a single exon.
CUCCCCACCAACAUUAUGCCCGCGCCCAAGGACUUUCAGCCCGCGCUGGUGCAGCAGCAGGGGCUGAACGGGUCACAGAUGGUCCGCGUUCGAGUCAAUGGCCGUGGCCCCACACCAUCGAUCACUGGACCACCAGAGGAGAUGGCCGAGGUGAUGGCAGGUCAGCCAGCGCCCGGAUCCUCGCGCGGCGAGUUCGUAUCGUACCUCCGGGAGCAGCUCGAUCUGCGCGCCGCCGCGAAGGAGGCGGCGCUCGCGGCCAAGAAGGAGGAGCGCGCCGCCGCCGCCGCCGCGCAGCAGGCGGCGCUCGCGGCCAAGAAGGAGGAGCGCGCCGCCGCUGCCGCCGCCAAGAAGGAGGCGGCGCUCGCGGCCAAGAAGGACGAGCGCGCCGCCGCCGCCGCCGCCGCGGCAACUCUGACUCCCUUCGUCGCCCGCCGCUACAUCACCCUUGCAGAGAACGCGCAGAGGCUCAAUGACCUCGAAAUCCAGCCGACGACGGAGUUCGAAGCGAGCAAGCGCGUCGCCGACAUCGCCCGGGGCGCUGCGGCAGCACUGCCCGCCGCCACAGAGGCCUCGGUGGCCGAGGCGGCCGUCGAGGCCAUCGAGCUCCACUUCCCGAAGCGCUGGAAGGGGAAGCGGGCGCGCGAGUCUGCCGACGUCGUCCGGCGCUCCGACCGGCUGAAGGGCCCCGCCGCAGCCGCCUCCUUCUCCGCCGCUUGAUCCUCCUCCUCCGCCGCCGCCGCCGCCGCCGCCUCCUGAACCGCCCCCGCCCUGGGCACCGUCUCGCGUAUGCAUGCGGCAUGACUCUUCUGGAGUUUUGGGACAUGGGCAACUCUUCGGCAUUUGAGUGCGUUGACAUGGGCCUUGCAGCAACGACAGAGUCAGCGGCCAAGACCGAGAGCUAGCUGCAACGGUCUGACCACCGAGAGGUGCGCCGCGAGACGAAUUCCGAUUUUCACACGCUUUGGUUUUUGGCUUCUUGUGGGGGGGCCUCGAAAGGUUUGUUUGUGCGGCGGGAGGUGGGGUCGAGGGGCAUGUCCGUGACGAGAGUCCUCGGUGGUACGUACGUUUAUCUACGUUUACGUCGGGUC